Juglans regia (Persian walnut) is the source of this 369-nucleotide messenger RNA. RefSeq lists its product as uncharacterized. The record is from RefSeq and is a predicted model, not a curated record. Bases 1 to 369 code for a protein of 122 amino acids. The transcript has a single exon. NCBI's taxonomy places the organism in Eukaryota, Viridiplantae, Streptophyta, Magnoliopsida, Fagales, Juglandaceae.
AUGGAGGAAGUCGAUUACUUGGGCCACAUUAUUUCUGGCCAAGGUGUUAAAGCAGACCCUUCAAAAAUUCAAACCAUAUUGGAUUGGCCAUUUCCCAAGACAUCUAAGGCCUUGAGAGGUUUUUUGGGUUUGACGGGGUAUUAUAGAAAAUUUAUAAGGCAUUAUGGGCUGUUAGCAGCCCCUCUUACCCAGUUGUUGACAAAAAAUGGGUUUGUUUGGACCCAAGAGGCAGAGCUGGCCUUCAAAAAGUUAAAGGAAGCAGUGACUAGGCCACCCGUACUUGCCUUACCAGAUAUUUCAAAACCGUUCACAGUGGAGUGCGAUGCUAGUGGGAAAGGAAUAGAGGCUGUCCUUAUGCAGUCGGGGUAA